Molecule: messenger RNA, 503 nt
Organism: Suillus fuscotomentosus
Lineage: Eukaryota; Fungi; Basidiomycota; Agaricomycetes; Boletales; Suillaceae
Exons: 2
Coding region: 85-351 (88 amino acids)
Source: RefSeq, a predicted model, not a curated record
AUCGACUUUCAAGCUUAUGACGCUCACUGCACACCGGGUUGGGGUGAUGCUCUCCUCACGCAGACAUACUAUCUGGAAUCAGUUAUGAAAAUGUGUAGCCUUCUGUGUCGAUUUUUGGAUGUGAGUAGCCUCACCGCGAGUCUCGCAGCGGGCCCGCGCCUUUUCAAACGGUUCCGUAGAAAAUGUAAACCCAUCAUGUUUACUUGCAAGCUUUACGCGGUCUCCUUCACAGAUGUGACGAACGAGAAGACCUUGAUUUCCAGAUGUCAUAGUCCUGUUGAUAUGAUUGCUGCGACAGUCAAUCUCAACUUUCAAUAUUUUGCGUCAACGUAUCUUAUCACUCUAUUUUGAAUCGUCUCUAGUCGAGUAACCGACUCGCCAUCACUAAUUUCCAGUCCAAUCUCUCCACAAGAGCUUCUGCUAUCGACCCCUUCUCCUAGAACCUUUCUUGAUAAGACGUGGUGCCGAUAUACUAAGCAGGGAAAAUCCUUGACCCACAUUGA